This is a messenger RNA of Gallus gallus (chicken), 1150 nucleotides long. RefSeq names its product leucine rich transmembrane and O-methyltransferase domain containing (gene LRTOMT). The record is from RefSeq and is a predicted model, not a curated record. Lineage: Eukaryota; Metazoa; Chordata; Aves; Galliformes; Phasianidae. The coding region runs from base 252 to 1097 and encodes 281 amino acids. Gene Ontology annotation, biological process: dopamine metabolic process; developmental process; catecholamine catabolic process. The transcript has 2 exons. Gene Ontology annotation, molecular function: catechol O-methyltransferase activity.
CCCCACCCCCACCCCCACUCAGCCCAGUAACCGGAUCCUGCUCAGCCCAUGGCUAAGGUGUCACCAUCAAUAAUUGAGCGCAGAGCAGAGCCCGGCUGGGGACCCGGGGACACACUGAGCACAACCAGAGGUGGGGGACCACCCCUGCAGCCCGGAACCUCCCACAGCUCUCAAGGUUUGGGGUGAGAGGGGGAGCCCGUGCAACCCGGGAUUCGGGGUGGGGGGAGUUGUAGGAGCCAGCAGGGCUGGCCAUGGUGUCCCCCGCCAUCGCUUUGGCCUUCCUCCCCUUCCUCAUCACUCUGCUGAUCCGCUACCGGCACUACUUGGUGCUGCUGUACCGUGCCGUGCUGCUGGGCUGGCUGCAGGACCGCCUGAGCGGCGUGCCCCGCGAGCAGCGUGCCUUCCAGUACGUGCUGACCCACGCCAUCCCCGGGGACCCCCACCACAUCCUGCACACCUUCGACCAGUGGAGCUACCGCUGCGAGCACCUCAGCUGCGUGGGACCCCUCAAAGGGAAGAUCGUGGAGAGGCUGCUGUGUGAGCGGGCGCCGCGCACCGUGCUGGAGUUGGGCACCUACUGCGGUUACGGCACCGUGCUGAUGGCCGCGGCGAUGCCGGCGGGCGCCCACCUCUACACGGUGGAGCCAAACCCCCGGCACGCCUCCGUGGCUGAGAAGGUGAUCCGGUUGGCAGGCUUCGACGAGCAGAAGGUGAGCCGAGGGCCGGCGGGGCGGUGGCAACGCGGGGCAGGGGGAGCUGAGGGUGGUUCCACACAGGUAGAGCUGAUCGUGGGCCCUUCCGAGGAGGUGAUCCCGCAGCUGAGGGCACGGCACGGAUUGCACAACGUCGAUUUUGUCUUCAUGGACCACUGGAAGCGUUGCUACCUGAGGGAUCUGAAGCUGCUGGAGGAGCACGGGUUGCUGGCCGAUAGGGCCACGGUGUUGGCCGAUAACGUGGUCUUCCCCGGAGCCCCCCAUUUCUUACAGUACGCCAAGACGUGCGGGAAGUAUCGCUGCAGGGUGCACCGUGCCAGCCUGGAGUACUGCAGGGCCAUCCCCGAUGGCAUCGCUGAGCUCUGCUACACCGGGGGCCGCUGAGGUGGCGCUGGUGGAAAUCAGAACCUCCUGCUGCUGUGCUCAGUUAUAAACAG